UUUACACGGCUCUGCUCGAAAGAGAUUAGUAUGGACUCUGACACCCACAUUCGGUUUCAAAGAAUUGCUGAUAAACUGGGAUGGACGAAGAAUGGAGGACUGGAUACUGCAGAGACAAAUGUUCGUUUCGCUUUAGAUGUUAAACUGUUCAUGAUCCUGAUAAAGAGCAUUGGCAAGAGUCGGCAUCCUGCUGCAAGUCAUCAUGGAUCUACGGGAGCUAUGGAUUCAGCUUGCCGUGUCCGGCUUCAUCUGUCCGACAGUGAAUAUGACGCAGACAAGGAGAACCAAUCCUCCAGGGCAAAUGACUACAGAGACAAGGCUUCACUGGAGUGCAGCGAAGACAACUUUGAGGGCUUUUUUGUAAACAAAGUGACACCCAAAACCAAAGACACCUCAUGGAAACCAUGUAGCUCUGCAAAGAAAGACAGUUCAUGUGCUGUGGUGAGCUCAGACAGUGAUGGCAGCUUUGAGAUAUUUCUAAACAAAAUUAAAACUCCUAAAGAGAAACCUAAAACAACACCAGAGAACAGUGAAGACAGCCUCAAAAACUUCAUAGUGGAUGACUUAUCAUCUGAUGAUGACUUUAUUGAGCAGAAACCAUUGUCCAGAGUUCCUAAGAGCAUUCGGACUCCAGCAACUAAGCCUCAUGCGAGACGACAAGUAGUAUCUCAGUGUGAUUCUUCAGUCUUCAUCAGCGACAGCGAUGAUGAUGAUUAUAUUGUCAAGACUACCUGGAGGACUCGUCACUCAAGGCCCAACAUCCCCCAAAAGGCUAACAAGGGAAAUACUCAACACUCUGAUCAGGAAGACAACUCGUUCAAAACCCCAUCACCUUCACUUGCUCCCCACCUGGUUCCCACUGCUUCUUCUGCCCCACAAAAAUAUACCUGCUCAGGCCCCUCUAAGUUGGAUGCUUCAGCCAGCUCUGAAGAGGAGAUGUCUCUACUAGAUAGACUGAAAAAGAAGAAAAAAGUCUAUGGCAGUUCAUCCACACCAGUCCCCAACAUAGAUUGCACUAUAAAGCCUCCUGUGUCAGUUCCUGCUGUAAAGACUCAGCCAAUACAGAAACCCAGAUCACUGGGGCAAACACCACUACAUAUUAGAACCCCAAAAAAUUCUACCAUCUCCAGACCCAUGACCAGUCAGACUGAGCCUCGACAUGGGCAUAGUAGCAGGGUUGUAAUCUGUAAAACGCCAGACUGCUUCUUGGAGUCCCUCUCAACCCCAGGCUCCAGCUAUGAAUCCAGUUUCAAAAAGAACAAGGAGGACCUUACCAGCAGACUCUACAAUCUGUAUAACACCAGCGUUUUUGACAGCAAGCUCCCCACCAGUAUGUCAGUGACCUGGAAUAAAAAGAUGCGCAAGACUGCUGGCUACUGUGUCACAGGGCAGGAACGGGGCAGAGGGAGCCGCUAUGCCCGCAUUGAACUGUCAGAAAAAGUCUGCGACUCUGCAGAGCGACUGAGGGACACGCUGAUCCACGAGAUGUGCCAUGCUGCUACUUGGCUUGUAAAUGGUGAGAGAGACGGGCAUGGGACCUUCUGGAAGCUGUAUGCCCACAAGGCCACACUGGCACAUCCUGAGCUACCCAUGGUUACACGGUGCCAUACCUAUGACAUCAAAUAUAAGUACCAGUACGAGUGCUCCCGCUGCAAGAAUACAAUUGGACGUCAUUCCAAGUCACUGGACACAGAGCGGUUUAUGUGUGCCUUCUGCACGGGACGGUUUGUCCUGCUCACUCCAUCCAAGCCCCGGGCUCCCACACCCUUUGCCAUCUUUGUCAAAGAGAACUACGGGAGUACACGACAGGAACUAGUGGGACAGAGCCAUGCAGAUGUGAUGCGGAAACUGAGCGCAGACUUUACCACAAAGACUAAACUCAGUCAAAGUUGAGAUGUUCAUGAUAAACAUGUUUUUGACUUACAUCAAUGAGCAGCUAUGUACAUUAAUUUUUUUCUAUUUGGAGCCUCAUUUCUCUUUUUCCUUGUUAAUGGGUUUGCUUAUACCUAUUAACAAUAAUCACCAAAACUGAGCCAUACUAAAGUUGAUUUUCUCCUUCACAAGCCUUUUUAUAAGAUUUGAAGUUUUGGUCAGGGAAGCAUGAAACACCUCUGUCCAUGAUUGUUUAAUUUGUGUACAGUUUUAUUUCCGUCUCUUUGACCUUAGUUCUCGUUAUUGGUUAAGUGUCACCCAGUGAAUUAAGUUUU
Messenger RNA from Lampris incognitus (smalleye Pacific opah), 2207 nucleotides. It is a transcript of the gene gcna, whose product is annotated as germ cell nuclear acidic peptidase. The transcript is spliced from 13 exons. NCBI's taxonomy places the organism in Eukaryota, Metazoa, Chordata, Actinopteri, Lampriformes, Lampridae. Gene Ontology annotation, cellular component: nucleus. The coding region runs from base 31 to 1893 and encodes 620 amino acids. The record is from RefSeq and is a predicted model, not a curated record.